This is a messenger RNA of Naegleria fowleri, 3903 nucleotides long. RefSeq lists its product as uncharacterized. Gene Ontology annotation, biological process: endosomal transport; endosome organization. The transcript has 3 exons. Gene Ontology annotation, cellular component: endosome; WASH complex. Lineage: Eukaryota; Heterolobosea; Eutetramitea; Acrasida; Naegleriidae. The coding region runs from base 1 to 3903 and encodes 1300 amino acids. The record is from RefSeq and is a predicted model, not a curated record.
AUGCCCGUUUCCUAUGCCCCUUCAUCGGCCAAUCCGUUUGGCAGUGCAGCGGCUUCCUCUUAUCUUUACGAUGAGUUCAUAGAGGCUCCCGAUCUUACUCCACAAGAACAACACUUUGAGAAUAUGAAGAAUUUUUUGAGUGAAUUUCAAUUGUUGUCCUGUAAUAUGCAAGAAAGUUUUCAUGAUGAGAUGGUUUCUCAAUUAUUGGAAUCCUUUGAUCAGACUCAGAUAGGUUCGGCUUCGGGUAUGCCUGCUGUUGGAAGUAUUGGAACUUCACAACCUCUCAUACGGUUUCGAUUUUCUCCCAAUGAAAAUCUUCGUUUCGAUGAAUUGUUGCAAAUCUCAACAGAGAAUCAAAUCCUCAGAAAAGUUCUUUUAGUAUUCGCUCAUCUUUGUGAAGAGAUGACUUUUUUAUCAUCAUUUGCAAAACAACACUUUUAUCCAACACUUUCAUUGUUUGGCGUUACAGUACAGGAUCAAGAUGAAUUAGAUGGCGAGAAACAAUUACAAUUCGGACGAGCUAUUCCUCUAUUGAUGGAUUUAUGGAACUUUUGUGCACGAUCUAAUUACGUGGUAAAGUCAACUAUUCAUCAACUAGCAAGCUUAUUUUGCGAAGCCAAUACAAACGAUAAGAAUUUAUCGACCUAUCUCGGAGGCCCUGGUGGCUCACAAAAUCAAUGGUGUCAUUUUGAAAGAGUUUUCGAGAGUCUUAGUGAGCUUCUUGGUGUUUUGAUCACAUUAGAUGAAGUUAUUCUUCAAAACAGCGCCUUCUCUCAUCACUUAACACUGUACAAGAGAAUGAUUAGCAAGGUCAUGACUGAACCUGAGAGAUACGGAACAACUAAACAAAAUGUCGGAAAAGUGUAUUAUUUAUUAGAAAAAGUAGAAGGAGAUGUUUUGGAUGAUUCAAUUUUUAAGUCUUGCAUCAACCAAGCUUUUGAUGAUGUCGUAACAUAUUCUCAGUUAGUUCAAAAUGAAAAUGGAGAAACUCAAGAGAAAGUUGAAAAUGUCACUAUAAAUGUGCAGAGAAACAAAUUACUAAAAGCAGAAGUAGAAUUUCAUUUGAAAUUACAAUUUGAAGAAAUAAUGAACACGGUGUUUGUACAACCCUCAGCUACUUUCCAAGUGCAAUCAUCAGGCGCAGCAUCUCUUUCUGGGUCAAAUAACACUGCUACCUUUUUAGAAUCAGUUCUAGAGAAGCGACAGGAAUUUGUUGGUUUUUGUGGAUUAUACAUUUUAUAUUUUAAUUUAUGGAUGGACAACCAAACUCUAAAGAAGCUUUUCAAGCAAGUAUGGGAAUUCCACAAAAAGUGUCCAAUCAUCCAUUUAUACGGUAAUACUGUUUGGUCUUCUGCAGAGUUUUUCUUUACCAAAGUACCAGACAUGGUUAGGGUGGCAGGCAUUAAGAACCCAAAGAAGGAAAUUGAAGCGGACAGAUCCAAGUACAUGGAGAAUUUGAUGAAAUCUUUGUUCCCAACUAUGGUUAACCAACUUAAUCUCAAGAUGAACAUUUGGGAAAGUCGAUUUGAAUCUAACUUUGACGUUUUGGCUUCUUCAGGUAGAGACGUUCUUGCCAUUGAAGGAUCAUUGUUGUUGCAAGGUCUCGAACUUGCGCAACAAAUUAAUACCCUUGUUAAAAACGGAAUUUAUUUACAUAUUUUGGCUGGUAAAAGUUUGACCAUGUCUCAAGUUCUCCAAUUGUGUGGAAUGGUGGAGAUGAUCAAAAGUAUCCAAAAUAGUUUUUACAGAAAGUCUCCACAAUUGGCAAAACACAUCAGCUAUAUUACCGAGUUCUUAACUUUCAAGAUUCAAAACUUCCUUGUGGUCUUGAGAAACAGACUACAAACAAAAAAGAAGCAAAGUAAUGCAGAUGCCGAUCAAUUAAGCGCUGUACUUUUGGCUUUACAUUUAUUGGAUUCAGGACAUGCCAGCAGAAAGAGACUAGUGUUGCUCAACCUCACACUGGCUGUAGCAUUCUCCAGAGCAGCAGGUUUAUUCAAAGAAUCAGAGUACGAGGAAGUCAAAAUAUUAAUGAAGAGAUUGGAAGUGCUAGCACAUUUUGACGAAUAUUUGGACGAGUACUGUGAUUGCUCAUACCUGUACUGGAAUAGACUAGUAAUUCCAGCAUUCUUUGACAAGGUAUACGAAAAUCCAUCUCGUGCUCCACAACUUCACCUCAUGAUGUCUGCACUUCAAGAUCCAUUAUACAAUGUUCUUCUCUCCUCCAAGGAUGGAACAACACCAACAGCUGUUCAUUUGGAAGAUGCAGGAAAAGCUCUAGUCAACUCUUAUAUUGACGAAGUGAUGACAUACUUUAAAACAAAAAUUGUAGACCCUCUAUGUCAAGAAGUUGAAACAGAUCUCAGACUUCACAUUCACAAUACGAACGUUUUGAAAAAGAAAGUCAUUUCUUCUCAUACCAAAGACCUGUCGCCAUUCUUCAAGACACUUGGUCCCAUCAGAUUCUACGACAAAAUUAUUGAAAUCAAGAGAAUGGUAGAACAAUAUCUUGACAAGACGUUCUAUGAUUUUACAAUCUUGGCACUUCACGACUGGAAGACUUAUGAAGAAAUGAGAAACUUGGCAUAUGAAAAGUAUGGAUUGAAUUUAGUGAAUGUGUAUCUUCCUGGCCAAACUCUUGAACAAGGACUUGACGUUUUGGAAAUUACUCGAAACAUUCACAUUUUUGUUGCCAAGUUCUCAUACAAUCUCAAUCAAAAUAUGUUCAUUGAACAAUGUGCCAAGUCAGAUGCGAAAAGUCUCAAUGUGCUUCACAUCAAACACAUUGCAAACUCAAUUCGAACUCACGGUACAGGUAUUAUGAAUACCACCAUCAACUUUGUAUUUAGAUUCCUCGGAAAGAAACUUUAUAUUUUCUCUCAAUUCUUGUUUGACGAUCAUAUUAAGAGUAGACUUCUUAAAGAUAUCAGAUUUUAUAAGGAUGAAGCUCUCAAAUCUCUAGAUAACAAAUUCCCACUGAAGAGUGCUAAAAAGUUCAUCAAGGACAUUAAGAAAUUGGGAGUCAAUCCACAAACUGGUUUGUCUUAUUUGGAUCAAUUCCGUGUUCUCAUCACUGAAAUUGGUAAUGCCUUGGGAUAUGUCAGAAUGAUACGUGCUGGUGGUCUUCGUUACAUCAAUGAUGCAAUUCAAUUCGUUCCAAUGAAUUGCUUCCCAGAUGUUGAAGAAAAAGAGAAAACUGAAAACACCACACCAGAAAAUGCUGACUCUGCCAAUCCACCUACCGAUGUGACAAAUAACACCACUGAAGAAAAGAAGGAAGACGAUGCCAAUAAUAUCAGCGUCUUGUGUAAGGAUGUGUUCUCUGAAGAGACCAUGAAUGCUGCCAACAACUUACACAAAGUCGUUUUGAAUAUGGCUAAAAUUUCACAAUCACAACAAAGUGAUUAUUUCAAAACAUUAGAAACUGUGUUCAAGAAUGAAAUGAUGAAAGAACAAAAUAACCAUCUUAGAAACUUUUACAUCAUCAUUCCUGCUUUGACAUUGAGCUUUGUGGAAGCUAUGCUAAUCUCCAAAGACAAGAUGAUUCGUUCCGGAAAAGAGGCAUCUUUUACUGAUGAUGGCUUUGCUUUGGGAAUUGCAUUCAUUUUGAAGGUUUUGGGUCAAAAUGACAAAUUCGAUAGUUUGCAUUGGUUCGAAAGUGUGGCCAUGACUUUUAAACAAGAAUAUGAAGACACCAAACGAACCAUGUCUGAACUUUCUCAAAAGAAGAAUGAGGGAGGAAAGAAUAAGAAGAUUUCAGAGAAGGAACGAGAAAAGAUGAUGCAAAAUGAUGAUGAGUUGCAAACCAUGAACCUUACAUUGAACCGAAUUUUAAGCUACAAGAGAGAAUUUGAAUUACUGUUUUUCAGUUUCUCUGGUGCACGUGUAUUCUUCAGAGAUUAA